Molecule: messenger RNA, 881 nt
Organism: Trichoderma atroviride IMI 206040
Lineage: Eukaryota; Fungi; Ascomycota; Sordariomycetes; Hypocreales; Hypocreaceae
Source: RefSeq, a predicted model, not a curated record
CCCCGUCUUCUCGGGAACACUUGCCAGAUGAUAUAAUCCCAAUGCAAAGACUAUGUGCCGACUGUUUUAUAUGACAUUAUUAAUCAAUGCUGCCCCAUAACCACCUAAAAUGUGCCUACCGGUCUUAAUGGACCCUGCAAAAUUCUUGCAUCUGCUUACUGCUUCGCACAACCAACAACAUCAUUUCAAAGCCCUCAAUAAAGCACGCGGUGCGUCUGUCACUUCGGUCCGGUGGUAUCUCGGCUUUGGCCUGGUGUAUCUUGACCGUUAAUAGAACAUUUGGAACAACCUUAUCACACCAUUUCCCAUAAACGGGAAGAAGAGCAUCACAUUCUCCCGGUGAUACUACCUACUUGUCUGUCCCAGGUCGACACCGAGUGCAUAAGACAUCCUUAUCGAUGUAGAAUCAAAUUUACCUCUCACAAGGGUAAAGAGGUAAAUACAAAAGACUGCGUUCGGCUGGGCGUAAAGUUACCAAUCCACCCAGAAAGCUGUUUAGAGGUAGACUUCAUCACGGGCAGUUUGGUCGUGCCGUGUGGGCUAAAGCGCAACCUGUAUGGACUAGUUUAGGCGGUGCAAAAGCAUCAAUCGUUGGGGAGCCAUUAUUCUGACGGAUCUUCAUAAUUUCUGCGGCACAAAGAAGAUCGAUUAUGGUUCGCCAUUUGACUAGGUUAGCAACGAAGAAAGGAUUAAAUAAAAAGCCGAGAGGAGGGAAAGGCGGAGAAAACUCUCAGCGCACAGCUCCAUCGGUCAAGCGAUCAGCAGCCGGCAAGGGAGUCAAUUCAGUAAGUGAUCUUCUUCACGUGGAAUACCGGAACUUGAUUGACACUGGGAAACGAGUACCCGUGCAUCUCACCGAAAGAGCUUUCAGGUCCUGCUUC